AUUUCCAUUAGAGCAUAUAGAGGCAAUUUCUUAUUUUCUACUUUUAAGAUAAUCGCAUUACCUCGGAUGGAGCAUGAUAGCGCUAUCUAGUGUCUCCACGAACAGCGAUAGUACUGCAUAACGCUAAUAGCGAGCUCCCCCCGAACGCAUCCUACUAGUAGAGUCUUCAACCACUAGCAACCUGCUGCAACACUUUGGAAUUUGCAUAUUGGUAACCCUGUUACUUCGAAUCCGUAGCUUUUUCGGAUUCUUAACGGUCAUUUGCUCAACGCUCAUUUGCUCAAUCAACAUCUAUUGCUUCUCUUUUUGCGGAAAAUUGCUUUCGCUUUAUUUUAACAAUGCUGACUUUGAAUACUAUUGUUAUAUCUAAUUUUAAGUCGUUCGGAGGAGAAAUGAAAAUCACUCACAUUCAGCCGUUUACAGCAAUAAUCGGUCCAAAUGGAUCCGGAAAAUCAAAUAUUAUGGACGCUAUAAGUUUUGCAUUAGGAGAGAAAACAACUGCUUUGCGUGUUAAACGCCUAAGUGAACUUGUUUAUGGAUAUUCUUUUGGACAAUCAAUGACCGAAGAGCUUACCUAUGUAAAAGUAAAGUUCAGUAUAGACGGUAUUGAGGAAAAAAGUUUCACAAGGACGAUACAUGACGAAACCAGUCGGUACAAAAUAGAUAACGAGAAUGUUACGGAGAAAUUUUAUUUGACCGAACUGCGAAAAAUGGGUUUAGACGUAAAGGCAGGGAACUUUCUGAUACCUCAAGGUUACAUCGAAUGUUUCGCAAUGAAAAUGCCGAAAGAUCUGACUGCGAUGUUUGAAACGACUAGUAAUUCAAUUACGUACAAAGCGAAUUAUGAAAGAUUAAAAUCAGAACUUUUGAAAGUGGAAGAGGAGGUACAUUUUGAACAUCAAAUGAUGAAACAGGCUAAAAUGAAAAAGAAGUACGCUAUUACAGAAAAAGCAGAAACAGAAAAAUAUUUACAAUUGAAAGAAGAAUAUAAUAAAAAAAAAUUAAUCUAUCAGUCAAUUCGAUUGAUCCUCAUUAAAAAGGAAGUUGAAUCUUUACAAGAUGAGAAACAAAUAAUUAGAUCAAACAUAGAUAAAUAUCAAUGUGAUAAAAAGGUUGCGCUACAUUUAUUGAAACGUACAACCUCACAAUGUAAGUCAUUAUCCAAUACUCUCGAAGGUAUCGAGGAAAAAAUUCUGGAAAUGGAGGAUAUCACUCAAAAGAAGAAAGCAGAACAUAUUGUUUUAGAGGAGAAUCUAUCCUAUUGGCAGAAAAAACAUGAUUGCGCGCGCGUAUCCCUAAACAGUGCAAGUAAAGCGUAUAGCACUAAGCAGAGAAUUAUUCAAGAAUUAAAAGAUGAAUUAAAACAAAUAGACCACAAAUUAAUAGAGUUGAGGAAAGCAUCACAAACAAGCAUCAUAGAACUGAACGACUCACAGAUUAAACGUUACAUGGAAUUGAUGAGUAAAGCUGAAUAUCAAGCAAAAAACUUUGUAAAGCAAAUAAAUAGCUUACUACAUGAUCAACAAGAAGAUCAUAAUAAACUUGAUAACGAAAAUAGGCGUAAACAAGAAUUGGAAGAUAAAUUAAAACAGAUAAGCUUAAGGAAGGAGAAUUUUGAAAAGCGGCUCAAAAAACUGCAAGAUUCAAGUGUCGAAUGCAAAGCAAUGUUUAUAGAAAAAGAAGCAAAAAUACAGGAACUAAAUAAAAAAAUUCCUGAAACAAUUACUAAAUUGUCAAAUCUGGAGAUCGAUAUUUCAAAGAUUAGAGAGGAGCUUUCAGAAGUUCUUUCCGAGGCUGAUAAUGAUAACAAAAAUGAAACAAUUAAAAAGUUAAAACAGUUUUAUUCCAUCGUGGUAUUGUUUCUGUUAACUAUUUAUAAUCGCUUAUUUAAUUUAUGCAAACCUAUUCACCCACGUUAUAAUGUUGCAAUAACUAAAGGAUUCGGUAAAAGUGCAGAUGCUAUCGUUGUUGAUACUAAACGUACAGCAAUUCAAUGUAUUCAAUUUUUAAAAGAGCAAAAAAUAAGGACAGAAACAUUUUUACCACUUGAUUCAAUAAAAACUGUGUGUUUAAAAGAACAAUUACGUGCUGUAAAGGAGCCGAAAAAUGUUAAGUUAUUAUAUGAUGUAUUGGAUAUUUCAUUAUCUGAAAUCAGUAAAGCGAUUUUAUUUGUCACCAAGAAUACCUUAGUUUGCGACAAUGCUGAAGAUGCACGAAAAAUAGCAUACGAACUGGAUGAUAAACGAUAUGAUUGUAUUUCGUUGGAUGGAUGCUUUUAUUGUACAAAUGGUACAAUGUCCGGUGGACAAUUGGAUUUAACUGAAAAAGCAAAACAAUGGGAGAAAAACCAAGUACUUACAUUAGAGAAUCGAAAGGCACAAUUAAUGCAAGAACUCAAAGAGUUGCCUAACAUUUCUCUUAUGCAAUCUGAACUUAGUGUAACUAAGACACAAAUCGAAGGAUUUAAAGUAAAAAAUAAAUACAUUGAAAUAGAUAUAAAAGAUACUGAAAAAAUGAUUGUCAAAAUGCAAGAAGAAUUAAAUACGCUUGAUAGGAAAAUAAUUGAAUUAAACAUGGCAAUAGAUGAAAUUCAAGACAUAAUGCAAAAAAGAGAUGAAGAAAUUAAAAACACGAAAAAGCAUAUUAAUGCAAUUAAAGAUGCAAUUUUUGUUGAUUUUUGUAAAGACAUUAAUGUGCCGGAUAUUAGCUACUAUGAGGAGAAUAAUUUACGAAUUUAUCGAGAGCAAAAAGAGAGGCAGAUUGAGCUUGAAGAACAAUAUAAUCGUAUCGAGAAUCAAUUAUGCUUUGAAAACGAGAGCAAUACGGAAAGUAAAGUAUUAAAAUGGCAAUGCGCUGUAGAGCAAGCUGUUGCAAAAUUGAAUGAGGUGCAUCAGAAAGAACGUAAAGCAAAAAUUGAACUUGAGCAAGAAGAAACAAAGAUAUCUACGUUAAAAAAUGAUUAUGCAACAGUAGAAAAGGAUUUAAAGACUGUGGAAGAAAAACUGGACAAUUACAGAUCACAAAUUGGUAAUAUCGAAACAUUAUAUCUGAACAAACAGAAGGAGUACAUUGCUGUACAGAAAAAAAUAGAACACAGAAAAAUAGAUUGCAAAACUAUACUUAAAGAGUGCAAGAUGGAAGAUAUUAUUAUUCCAAUAUCCUUGAUAUCGCAUCGUGAGUCAAGAGAAAGCACAAGUAGCUCAAGUUUGACCGUAGAAUCAUUUGGUGAUUGUAAAGUGUUAAGUGAAAUUGAUUUCUCGCAGUUUCCCAGUAAUAUCCGCAAUUGUACAGAAGAAGAUUUACAAGAAACUAUUAUACAGCUUAAUGAACAGCUGAUAAAAAUCCAGGAUGAAUUGGCAGCUGUAACAAAUGCCAAUCUCAAAGUUGAUGAGAAGAUCAAUUCGAUAGCCCAAGAAAUACAACAGAUAAAUACGAAUCUUCAAAAAUUCCGUAAAAAUUAUGAUCAAAUAAAAGCAGAAUUUGAGUCAGUGAAAGCAAAAAGAUACAAACUAUUCUUAGAUUGUCUGGAGAGCGUUAUUGCAGAAAUAGAUUCUAUAUAUAAAAAUUUAGUUAACGAUAUGUCGGCUCAAGCAAUCAUCUUACCAGACAAUCUCGAAGAACCAUACGCAGGCAAAAUGAUUUACAAUUGCAUAAUGCCAUCUAAAACCUUUCAUACAAUGCAAUAUCUAUCUGGUGGAGAGAAAUCACUCGCCAGUUUGGCAUUAUUAAUUGCAAUUCAGCGUUAUAAAAAAAUACCGUUUCUCAUUAUGGACGAAGGUGAUGCGGCAUUAGAUAAGAUAAAUAUUAAGAAUGUCAUUCGUUUUAUUCAGUCUCAAGUGAAUACGAUGCAAUUUAUCACGAUUUCUUUACACAAAGAAAUGUUUUCUAAUGCCAACGCCCUUAUAGGGGUUACUAAUCCACGUAACGUAAGCUGUCCCAACAGCGAAGUAUUUGUCAUUUGGUUAAUUAAAUAUCGUACGUAAAACUAUUUUAAACUCAACUGGUUAUUUGUGUUAUUAUAAACUUCUUAAAUAAUAUUUUGAUAAUAUAUAUUAUAUAUAAUAUAUUUUUGAUAAUAGUACUAAUAACAUUAAAUUAUUACAAAUGACACAAUUAUCAGAAUUAUUACGUCAUGAAUUAUAAAUAAUUUAUUACGAAUGUCUCUCUGUCAAUUUAACAAUAUAUUUUCUUUAAAAUUAUUAUAUGAAUUGUUAUUAAUUGAAGUUAGUUACAAACUGAACAGGCAUUUUUUAAGUAAGUAGAAUAAAUUUAAGAUUGUAUAAAUUUCCAUACAUAUCAACAUCAAUAAGUCAGGUUUAAUUAACUUUCUAUAGCUAAACUUCUAACUAUUUAUGUUAAUUUUGUUACUGAGUAUAUUAUUAAGUAAAUUAUUUGUUAUUUAUGUUAAAAAUAACAUUUAAAAUAUAAUAUAUUGUAAUGUUAUAAUUUGAAAUAAAAUAUUUUUAACAGCGUAUGUAUGUUCUUUAAAAAACAAUUUUGUAUUCCAAUCUAGAUAAAUGUAUCAUCCAUUUGCAUAUAUCUCCCUGAGAUAAGCUUUAUGGUGACAACAUUACGUGUGAGCGUGAAGGAUACUACAAUAUUUAAAGCAAUUACUAUUAUCUUUACGAUUUCGUUAGUGCUCCUAUUUAGAUCUGUAUAGUAUCUCUUCAUUAGUAUAUCUCGAACACAAAUAAAAAUAAUUUAAUAUUGAUUAUAAAAAAAGUGUGACUUAGAUUUUAUCUAAUUCAUGUUUAAUUGUGCAAUCAAAUAUUUUAAUUUUUUUAAAAUACUGAGUGAUAUGUAUUUGCUAUAAGAUUAAUUAUUGUAUUGUAUUCAUUUUCUUAGAAUUUUAUUAAUAUUCUUAG
Monomorium pharaonis (pharaoh ant) is the source of this 4865-nucleotide messenger RNA. RefSeq names its product structural maintenance of chromosomes protein 1A. Gene Ontology annotation, biological process: sister chromatid cohesion. NCBI's taxonomy places the organism in Eukaryota, Metazoa, Arthropoda, Insecta, Hymenoptera, Formicidae. Gene Ontology annotation, molecular function: DNA binding; ATP binding; protein binding. The record is from RefSeq and is a predicted model, not a curated record. The transcript is spliced from 20 exons. The coding region runs from base 339 to 3983 and encodes 1214 amino acids. Gene Ontology annotation, cellular component: cohesin complex; chromosome; nucleus.